Molecule: messenger RNA, 372 nt
Organism: Cooperia oncophora
Lineage: Eukaryota; Metazoa; Nematoda; Chromadorea; Rhabditida; Trichostrongylidae
Source: the annotation of a GenBank genome assembly
AUGCAUCCGCAUAAGAUCACGACAGCAACGAUAUUCGACGCGGAAGAAGUGACAGAGAUUGAUUUCAAGUAUGAGGUUUAUGAUCACGGAUCACCUUCGAAUGCGGUGGUUUGUAAUGCGACUAUCGUAAUUACGGACGUGAACGACAACGCUCCCGUAUUUGAACAUGACGUCUACACUGCGACCGUAAAUGUGAACAAUUUGUCGGAAAAUCGCACGAUUAUUACCGUGAGGGCCACAGAUAAAGACCGGACAGCAGAAAUUUUCUAUAAACUCCUCAACUAUCUGCAUUUAUUUGAGGUAGGCAAAUUAAGUUCGGUUUAUUUACAAGUCACUGAUUUGAUUUUUCGAAGCGAAAACGCACCUAAUUAA